AUGGGCUCAAGCACAACGGGUGUCGGUCUCUCGGGAGGGGCCAUGCCCUUCAUCAACACAAGACCAGAGCUCAUGAUGCAGCGAAGUGUGCGCGUGGGAGACCUGACCCUGAGGGCAAGCGACUUUUCGCAGCUGCCAGAAUGUGCUGUCCCUUGCGUUACGGCGAGCUGUGGCUCGUCGUCAAACAUGACCUGCAUAUGCGGCGACGAGCAGACCAAAUCCGAGGCGGAAUCGUGCAUCAUGGUCAACUGCACCCGGCCAGUGGCUAUCCAUUCUAGAAUCAUCACCGAGACGGCAUGCGAAACGCCAGUCCGCGACCGACGCCUCAAGUUCAACGUCCUAAACAUCAUCCUCGGCGCUUUCACCACUCUCUUCGUCGUCACUCGUCUCAUCUACAAGCAAUUCUUCAGCGCGAGCCAACGCCUCCGCCGCGACGACUGGACCAUAGCGGCCACCCUCGUCGUCGGGGUGGCCGGCAUUGCCAUCAUGAUGUUUGGCCUGACCGCGCACGGCAUGGGACAGGACGUCUGGGGUGUCUCCCCAUCCGACGUGCGGACCUUUGCCAUCUACUUUUACGUCAUGGAGAUGCUCUACGUGGUCCUGAUCGGGCUCGUCAAGCUCACGCUAAACUUUUUCUAUCUCGACAUUUUCCCCGGGUCCACCAUGCGGCGAAUCCUCUGGGGCACGGCCGUGUUCCAGAUUGCCUUCAUCGUGGCGUUCCUUCUAAAGGUGGUCUUCCAGUGCCACCCUACGCAGUACUACUGGGAGCAAUACGACUUUGGGAGGACCGUCGAGGGCGGGUGCAUCAACAUCAACGCGUCGGCGUGGGCCAACGCCGCCAUCAGCGUCGCGACAGACUUUUGGCUGCUCGUCAUACCGCUCAGUCAGCUCAGAAAGCUGAAGCUGCACUGGAAGAAGAAGGUCGGAGCAACCCUCAUGUUCUUCACGGGGACAAUAGUCACGAUAGUCUCCAUACUACGCCUCCGCUCCAUCACGCACUUUGCCAGGGGCUCCAACCCCACGUGGGAGCUGUGGGACAUUGUGUGGUGGUCGACAAUCGAGGUCAACGUGGGCAUCAUAUGCACGUGCCUGCCCGCGCUGCGCCUUGUCCUGGUGUAUCUCUUCCCUCGCAUAUUCGGCACCGACAUGCGCUCCAGCCGGGACCCGGGGUCGCGGUCGACCGCGAACAGGCAGCCGGCGAUACGGCCGGAAGUAAAUACGGAUGAAGAACUCGGCGUAACAGAGGGCUUAGAUGAGUUUGCGAGUACGACGAGGUUGCACAAGUUGGAUAUACCCGCCCAGACUGCGCAGCCAGGGAAUACAUGGUACGAGGAGAGUGUCGGGGAAGGGCAGAGGAGGUAUCUCAAGGCCAAUGAGUGGCCGGUGCCCCCUGGUGGGCGAGGAUUUGGCGACAUGAAGUAA
This is a messenger RNA of Purpureocillium lilacinum, 1422 nucleotides long. RefSeq lists its product as uncharacterized. NCBI's taxonomy places the organism in Eukaryota, Fungi, Ascomycota, Sordariomycetes, Hypocreales, Ophiocordycipitaceae. The record is from RefSeq and is a predicted model, not a curated record.